Molecule: messenger RNA, 1294 nt
Organism: Arabidopsis arenosa
Lineage: Eukaryota; Viridiplantae; Streptophyta; Magnoliopsida; Brassicales; Brassicaceae
Source: the annotation of a GenBank genome assembly
AACAAAACUUCUCUUUUUUCGUUUUGUUUGUUUCUAUUCCGAUCUAAUCCUACUCCGGACGAAUGGAGACGACGCCGCAGUCAAAACCGAGUGUGUCUCACCGUCCACCGGUGGGAAGAGAAGACUGGUGGAGUGAGGAAGCGACGGCGACGCUGGUAGAAGCCUGGGGGAAUCGUUACGUCAAGCUCAACCACGGAAAUCUCCGGCAGAAUGACUGGAAAGACGUCGCCGACGCCGUUAACUCUAGGCACGGUGAUAACGGCCGUAAGAAGACCGAUAUACAGUGUAAGAACCGGAUCGAUACUUUGAAGAAGAAGUACAAAACAGAGAAAGCUAAACUCUCGCCGUCGACUUGGCGUUUCUAUAACCGCCUCGAUGUUCUAAUCGGUCCGGUUGUGAAGAAAUAUGCUGGUGGAGUUGUUAAAUCAGCGCCUUUUAUGAACCCUAAUCAUCUGAUUCCAACCGGAUCGAAAUCUACUGGAAGCUCUCUUGACAAUGAUGAUGAGGAUGAUGAAGAAGAUGAAGAAGAUGAUGAUGAGGUUGGUGAUUGGGAAUUCGUUGCUAGGAAGCAUCCUCGUGUGGAAGAGGUAGAUCUGAGUGAAGGAUCGACGUGUAGGGAAUUAGCUACGGCUAUUCUGAAGUUUGGAGAAGUUUACGAGAGAAUUGAGGGGAAGAAACAACAGAUGAUGAUUGAUUUGGAGAAGCAGAGAAUGGAAGUGACAAAGGAGGUAGAGUUACAACGAAUGAACAUGUUGAUGGAGAUGCAAUUAGAGAUUGAGAAAUCAAAGCACCGGAAACGUGGAGGUGGUUCGGGUAAGAAGAACUUACAUUAGGUUUUGCCUUGUGUGAUCGACCUCUUGUAGAGUCUUGCACAUUCAAGUCCCUUGAUUAGAUAAAGCUUUAGACUUUACAUGGUUAUUGCUGGUAAGCAAUUGUAGAAUUAGAUUGGUGGAGGAACUACCAUGGUGAAGCAAAGAGGAAUUACUUGAUUCUGAAGCUCGUUAACGUGGGAGGAUCCUACUGUUACUUUUGUUCUAAUCUGUAGGAUAAAGGUUAGAGAACUCUUUAGGAUGUCUAUCUUUGUUUUCUUCUACUUUCUAGCGUAUUAGGGUACAUUGUUGUAUGUAAUGGAGCAGUUCUUCCUUAAGUCUUUAGUCAAGUGUCCAUGUAUAAUGAUUGCUUCAAGCCAAUUUCAAGCCAAUAAGGGUUAGUCUCUCUCUUCGUUAAUCAGGUUUCACCAGAUGAGGGAUUCUCUUUAGCAGAAUCUUCUCUCAAAUGAACAGAGUCAAAAAAU